CUUCCCGUGCUUGUCCCGCCCAUCCUCAAGGCGGGGGCGUGGCCAUGGCCGCGGCGCCCCAGCGGGGGAGGGCCCUAGACUCCCGCCGUUGGGGUCCCACAGUUUCCAGCCGCCGCUCUCCUCAGUGCUCGGUGGCCCAGGAGGGCCUGGGAGCCCGAGGCCGUCCCCAAGUCGCUCCUGGGUCACUGGCGCGAUGCGGGCCGUCCUCUCGGCUGAUGAGUUGGAAGCCCAGCGAGGCUAGAGGCCAGUCCCAAAGUCUCCAGGCAUCAGAGCUGCAGCCCAGGAACCUCAAGGCGGCCCGGCGGGCGACUGGACGGCCGGACAGGUCCCGAGCAGCCCGGCCCACCAUGGACCCCUCUGCCCACAGGUCCCGAGCAGCCCCGCCCAACAUGGACCCAGACCCCCAGGCGGGCGUGCAGGUGGGCAUGCGGGUGGUGCGCGGCGUGGACUGGAAGUGGGGCCAGCAGGACGGCGGCGAGGGCGGCGUGGGCACGGUGGUGGAGCUUGGCCGCCACGGCAGCCCCUCGACACCCGACCGCACAGUGGUCGUGCAGUGGGACCAGGGCACGCGCACCAACUACCGCGCCGGCUACCAGGGCGCACACGACCUGCUGCUCUACGACAACGCCCAGAUCGGCGUCCGGCACCCCAACAUCAUCUGUGACUGCUGCAAGAAGCACGGGCUACGGGGGAUGCGCUGGAAGUGCCGCGUGUGCCUGGACUACGACCUCUGCACGCAGUGCUACAUGCACAACAAGCACGAACUCGCCCACGCCUUCGACCGCUACGAGACCGCUCACUCGCGCCCUGUCACACUGAGUCCCCGCCAGGGCCUCCCGAGGAUCCCACUAAGGGGCAUCUUCCAGGGAGCGAAGGUGGUGCGAGGCCCCGACUGGGAGUGGGGCUCACAGGAUGGAGGGGAAGGGAAACCAGGCCGUGUGGUGGACAUCCGUGGCUGGGAUGUGGAGACAGGCCGGAGUGUGGCCAGCGUGACGUGGGCUGAUGGUACCACCAACGUGUACCGUGUGGGCCACAAGGGCAAGGUGGACCUCAAGUGUGUGGGCGAGGCAGCGGGCGGCUUCUACUACAAGGACCACCUCCCAAGGCUUGGCAAGCCGGCCGAGCUGCAGCGCAGGGUGAGUGCUGACAGCCAGCCCUUCCAGCACGGGGACAAGGUCAAAUGUCUGCUGGACACUGACAUCCUGCGGGAAAUGCAGGAAGGCCAUGGCGGCUGGAACCCCAGGAUGGCGGAGGUGAGCUGCCCCACCUUGGAGCCCUGUGUGCCCUGCCCUUCCAGCCCUCCGGACCCCCAGCCCCUUCCUCCCCAAGCGUCCAGCCCGACCCAGCCACAGCUCCAUGACCCGCCACAGUUUAUCGGACAGACGGGCACCGUGCAUCGCAUCACGGACCGAGGGGACGUGCGCGUGCAGUUCAACCACGAGACGCGCUGGACCUUCCACCCCGGGGCGCUCACCAAGCACCACUCCUUCUGGGUGGGCGACGUGGUCCGGGUCAUCGGCGACCUUGACACAGUGAAGCGGCUGCAGGCUGGGCACGGCGAGUGGACAGACGACAUGGCCCCUGCCCUGGGCCGCGUCGGAAAAGUGGUGAAAGUGUUUGGAGAUGGGAACCUGCGUGUAGCAGUCGCUGGUCAGCGGUGGACCUUCAGCCCCUCCUGCCUGGUGGCCUACAGGCCCGAGGAGGAUGCCAACCUGGAUGUGGCUGAGCGCGCCCGGGAGAACAAAAGCUCACUGAGCGUGGCCCUGGACAAGCUUCGGGCCCAGAAGAGUGACCCAGAGCACCCGGGAAGGCUGGUGGUGGAGGUCGCGCUGGGUAACGCAGCCCGGGCUCUGGACCUGCUGCGGAGGCGCCCAGAGCAGGUGGACACCAAGAACCAAGGCCGGACCGCUCUGCAAAUGGCUGCCUACCUGGGCCAGGUGGAGUUGGUACGGCUGCUGCUACAAGCCAGGGCAGGUGUGGACCUGCCAGACGACGAGGGCAACACGGCGCUGCACUACGCAGCCCUGGGGAACCAGCCCGAGGCCGCCAGGGUGCUCCUGAAUGCUGGGGGCCGGGCGGACGCCAUCAACAGCACCCAGAGCACAGCACUGCACGUGGCCGUGCAGAGGGGCUUCCUGGAGGUGGUGCGGGCCCUGUGUGAGCGUGGCUGUGACGUCAACCUGCCCGACGUCCACUCGGACACGCCCCUGCACUCCGCCAUCUCAGCGGGUACUGGAGCCAGCGGCAUCGUCGAGGUCCUCACGGAGGUGCCAACCAUCGAUGUCACUGCCACCAACAGCCAGGGUUUCACCCUGCUGCACCAUGCCUCCCUCAAGGGCCACGCGCUAGCUGUGAGAAAGAUUCUGACUCGGGCGCGGCAGCUGGUGGACGCCAAGAAGGAGGACGGCUUCACGGCGCUGCACCUGGCCGCCCUCAACAACCACCGCGAGGUGGCCCAGAUCCUCAUCCGGGAGGGCCGCUGUGAUGUGAAUGUGCGCAACCGGAAGCUGCAGUCUCCCCUGCAUCUGGCCGUGCAGCAGGCCCACGUGGGGCUGGUGCCACUACUGGUGGACGCUGGGUGCAGUGUCAACGCCGAGGACGAGGAGGGGGACACAGCCCUGCACGUGGCGCUGCAGCGUCAUCAGCUGCUGCCCCUGGUGGCUGAUGGGGCCGGGGGGGACCCAGGGCCCUUGCAGCUGCUGUCCAGGCUACAGGCCUCAGGCCUCCCCGGCAGCGCGGAGCUGACGGUGGGUGCGGCAGUCGCAUGCUUCCUGGCGCUGGAGGGCGCCGACGUGAGCUACACCAACCACCGCGGCCGGAGCCCGCUGGACCUGGCCGCCGAGGGCCGCGUGCUCAAGGCCCUUCAGGGCUGCGCCCAGCGCUUCCGGGAGCGGCAGGCGGGCGGGGGCGCAGCCCCGGGCCCCAGGCACACGCUCGGGACGCCCAACACCGUGACGAACCUGCACGUGGGCGCCGCGCCGGGGCCCGAGGCCGCUGAGUGCCUGGUGUGCUCCGAGCUGGCGCUGCUGGUGCUGUUCUCGCCCUGCCAGCACCGCACCGUGUGCGAGGAGUGCGCGCGCAGAAUGAAGAAGUGCAUCAGGUGCCAGGUGGUCGUCAGCAAGAAACUGCGCCCAGACGGCUCUGAGGUGGCGAGCGCCCCCCCCGCCCCCGGCCCGCCGCGCCAGCUGGUGGAGGAGCUGCAGAGCCGCUACCGGCAGAUGGAGGAACGUAUCACCUGCCCCAUCUGCAUCGACAGCCACAUCCGCCUCGUGUUCCAGUGCGGCCACGGCGCAUGCGCCCCCUGCGGCUCCGCGCUCAGCGCCUGCCCCAUCUGCCGCCAGCCCAUCCGCGACCGCAUCCAGAUCUUCGUGUGAGCCGCGCCGUCCGUCACGCCCGAGCUGCCUUCGCGUGCCCCCGCCCUGUGUUUUAUAAAAAGAUUCUUGGACGUUG
This is a messenger RNA of Symphalangus syndactylus (siamang), 3450 nucleotides long. RefSeq names its product MIB E3 ubiquitin protein ligase 2 (gene MIB2). Gene Ontology annotation, cellular component: cytoplasm. The record is from RefSeq and is a predicted model, not a curated record. Lineage: Eukaryota; Metazoa; Chordata; Mammalia; Primates; Hylobatidae. Gene Ontology annotation, biological process: protein ubiquitination. Gene Ontology annotation, molecular function: ubiquitin-protein transferase activity; protein binding; zinc ion binding.